Molecule: messenger RNA, 723 nt
Organism: Endocarpon pusillum Z07020
Lineage: Eukaryota; Fungi; Ascomycota; Eurotiomycetes; Verrucariales; Verrucariaceae
Product: Proteasome component PRE6
Exons: 5
Coding region: 1-723 (240 amino acids)
Biological process (GO): ubiquitin-dependent protein catabolic process
Cellular component (GO): proteasome core complex, alpha-subunit complex; proteasome core complex; nucleus
Source: RefSeq, a predicted model, not a curated record
AUGGGUUCCUACGAUCGCGCACUUUCAGUCUUCAGUCCCGACGGCCACGUGUUCCAAGUCGAGUAUGCGCUCGAAGCCGUCAAACGCGGCACGUGCGCCGUGGGCGUCAAGGGUGCCGACAUCGUCGUUCUGGGCUGCGAGAAGCGUUCGGCCAUGAAACUGCAAGAUACACGCAUCACACCCUCCAAGAUCGGCCUCAUCGACACACAUGUCUGCCUGGCCUUUGCCGGUCUCAACGCCGACGCGCGCAUCCUGGUCGACAAGGCACGAUUAGAAGCACAGAGUCACCGGUUGACGGUCGAAGACCCCGUGACGAUCGAGUACAUCACCAAGUAUGUAGCGGGGGUGCAGCAGAGAUAUACCCAGAGCGGAGGUGUGCGGCCCUUUGGCAUCAGCACGUUGAUCGUCGGAUUCGACAAGGGAGAUAAAACGCCCCGGCUCUACCAGACAGAACCAUCUGGCAUCUACUCCGCGUGGAAAGCCAACGCCAUCGGCCGCUCCUCCAAAACCGUGCGCGAAUUCCUCGAGCGCCACCACAAAGACGACCUGGACCGCGAAGCCACCAUCUCGCUGACCGUCAAAUCCCUCCUCGAAGUCGUCCAAACGGGAGCCAAGAACAUCGAGAUCGCCAUCAUGGCGCCCGGGAAACCGGUCGAGAUGUUACCGGCAGAUCAGAUCGAGACGGACGACGAGCUUGCCGACCAGGCCGGGUGGGGAUACUGA